Molecule: messenger RNA, 1278 nt
Organism: Dracunculus medinensis (Guinea worm)
Lineage: Eukaryota; Metazoa; Nematoda; Chromadorea; Rhabditida; Dracunculidae
Source: the annotation of a GenBank genome assembly
AUCGGUGAUUGGGCACUCAGAAUUCAAGAUCCUCGUAAGGUUAUUGCCAAUCAUACAAGCUUAGUUGUUGCGGAAAUUGUUUUCACAUUUUUAUUAUUAAUUUUUUUUCUAGCUUUUCGUUAUCGUGGUCGUUAUCUGAUCACAUGGUUUGGCGUAUUUGCACUUGGUCUUAUUCUGGAAAAUAUAAGAUUUUUAAAUCCCCAAAUGGAUAUAUUUUUCCAUUCACCAGGAAUUUUAACUUUAUUUGGUAUGCGGACGCCUUUGUAUGUGGUUUUAGGAAUGUAUCAUAUGCUACUUUACAUUGCUUAUGUAAUGGCGCGCAAGUUAAGAUUACCUUGGUGGGCUCAAGGUCCCGCUUGUGGUUUACUUCUGCUUUUAAUUGAUUUUCCUGUUCAUUUUAUGGGUGUUAAAUUGCUUUGGUGGCAGUGGCACGAUAGCGAAGCGAAUUUUUUAGAUAGAUCAUAUUCAGUUCCAUGGGUAAUGUACUCUUUCGAUGCUUUCAUCGGUUCUUCUUUUAUCUGGACAUUACACGCUCUCAGAUGGUUGUUCUUAUCUUCCAAGUAUGAUUGGAUGCUAUGGAUGCGCGAAAUGGUAUGUGCGAUAUCGGCCGGAGCAAUUGCACUUGUAAUUGCUAUUCACACAAGCGUACCAGUUUUAAUUUCGAUUGCUUUAUACGCUAUCGUCGUCAUAAUUGCUGAUCGUAAUAACUUGGAUGAGGAUGCUCGAUCAUUUAGGAAACAAUUUUGGUUUGAUGAACUAGCAUGUGCAAUUUGCAUACAUUAUAUAUUUUUUAUGUCGCUUCCCGUAGUUGCAGAUCCUCAAAAUAUCGUUUCCGAAGGAUUACAUCAGCCUAUUUGGUCUUGUAAUGUAAUUGAAGAAAAAAGUUUCUUCAAUAAUUUGGUGCUCACUCGUCAGAAAUAUCUUUGUCCAACAAAUUAUAACGCAGAUUAUUUCGAUUUUCACUGCAAUCCGUAUCAAAACGCUUUGGAUCGUAUUACUGAGAUUCCUCUCGAGUGGUACGCUAUAUGUGGUCUUGAUUUCACUAAUCGAAUGGAAUAUAUAUUUAUCAUAUGGUCGUUCUCAUUCAUUUCCUUGGUGAUAUUUUAUCAGAUAUUGGCUUCCUCUGGACCUCUUCCACUUGAACCAGUUAAAGUAUUUAUAUUUCAGUUUAUUUUGCUUUUCUUCUAUCUUUCUAUAUUCGUUAACUUUUUUUUCAAAUCUUUAUUAUCAACAACUUGUCAAGCGAAAAUUCUUAUGGUAAAUGAAAAAGAAAAAUAA